AAGCAAAACCGCCAUUUUUAAGCCACUGUAUGAAAUUUUCACCUGGUCUUCCAGGUGUGGUUUGUAAUGUAAACAAUACGAUAUUAUUGCAUGUCAUUCCGCAAGGAAAGCUGCAUAAGUCCUAAAAGUUUAGAACAUAAAAAGAUAAAUUAAUUGCAUUUCACAUGCAGCCUGGAUGCUUCGAGUGUUUUAACACGCUGUGCAUGGGGCUGAGGAAGUCAAAGCCUCGUCGUUUCCAAGGAUAUGACGGUGUGUCAUCGAGUGGAGUGGAAAGCAAGACAGUUCAGUCAGUAGUGGAGCAUGGCUCAAUUCACGGGGAUGCUGUCACUUGUAUCGAUGCAUACGCUCCAGGAACCUCUCUGACCGGGGGUAAAGACAACGUGAGUACAUUUGUGACAUUUUCCGGAGUUCAAAACAUUAAUUAAUUAGGUCAAGCUCAACAAUCACUGCAGACUACCUAACAUGCAAUAACUCGUUGGACAAACACCACGUGUACUCUGUCCCAUUGCUAUGGCAAACGCGUCUUUCACUCUUAUUAACUACCUGUAAUCUGAAACCUUCCUAACAUGUACUACCAAUUUACAGCCUUCUUACUUAUGGACAAAACGUUUUUAAAGGGAAGUGAACCUCAAAAACUUCCAGGAUUCUCAUCAGAGGGCAGGGUACAGGCAUCUAUACAGCCUCCUAAGCAAUAAUCUUUACAAUUGAACUAAAACUCUGUGUGUCCAUUAUUCAUUGAACAGUCAGUUGUUUUAUUUAACUGGAAACAAGGUGUUACUCUUCGUCAAUGGACUGGUCACUCAAGAGACGUCACUAAAGUAAGUAUUUAUGCUGUUUUUUCAUUGUCAUGCAUGAUAUUGACUCUCCUGUUUCAAACUCAUUUUCUGGUAUCCUUUUGGCAAAGUAUGGUGGAAGAAGCAUGUACAGGUUUUUUCCUUUCUUAUCAUACAUACAUUUCACACAACAGAAUCACCUUUCCACAUACAAGAUCUCAUCAACUUCCCCCAUACUCUGCAGACAACAUAGCUGUCAAGCGUAGGGUUAAUGCCCAAGGAGAUCCGUUUUGGACAACUGUGCCAAUUUCCCCCUACAAAAUAUCUAAGGAAAACAUAACAAACAUCCUGUUUAUUUACCAUCCUGUUUUGACCUUUUCCCAAAGUUAUACUCUUCCAAAAUUCUGUGACCUACUGGCUGGCAUGGUUAGUUGUAAUAUUUGUGAGACAACUUGGUUUAGACAGCUGAAAAACACGCCACCUAGUCAUUACAGAGUUUGCACAUGGAUAGACUUUUGACUGCUGUGUUUCUGCAAACUGCUAUGGUAUUAACAUAUAGAAAAACUUUGGAAAAGAGAAUUUGAUCCUGACAUUUAGACUUAAAGCCUUGAGUUUUGGCCUCUGGGUUUCUCAACAGGUAAAACAUGUAGGAGAAACUAUUUUCAGUUCCUCAAGAGACAAGACAAUUAAGGUUUGGCAGGCCAGUAAAGCAGGAAAUGAACCCAUUUCAACCUUUGAGGGUCACAGACUGGUGGUGACAGCUAUUGAUCUUAAUGAAGGUAAUACAGAAGAACACAAUUUUUGUUUAUUUGUUGAAAAAUAUUAUGAGUUAAACAAUUUGGUCAUCUAGUGCUCUUAAUUUUCUUUCACCUUCCAAGAGGGGUUGUCAUUUUUCAGAGUAAAAUAAGUGACACAAAAUAAAUUGAUUGAUAGCUGAAGUGAGUUUGACAUUUUAUCUAGCAGUAAUUCCAGUAAAGGUGGAAGUUGAACCAAAUGUUUCUCACAAAUACAAACCUAUGGAAGUAUUUUCACUCUCUUGUUGCUAAGCUGUAUUACUAAAAGAAUAGUGGGCAGCGAGUGAACUUGGACAGUUAGUUUACAAGGUUUUGCCAACUGCUGCUGUCAGUCAUUGGUCCUUGUACAUCAACUGAUUAACUUGACCCAGAACAACUUGUUCUUUCCUCAAAAGGGCUGUAAAUCUAAUUUGUAGUUACCUUAUUAUAAUAAAGUGCUGGUGACAAUGAGGUACAGGUAAUGCCUCUUCUUUUUUUGUACUGUUGUAGAUGGAACUUUGUUAUUUUCUGGAUCACGAGACAACUGUGUAAGACUGUGGGACACUACAAAGAACACAAGUAUCAGUGAAAAAGAAGUAUCCAGAAAUCUGGUAAGUUUUAAUGCUGAAUUUAUUGACAGUCUUGAUUAAGACUGCCUUUAGUCAGUCUGAUGGUCAUUUUGUGAUGGUCAUUUUUUGAUGUUGCUAUAUUUAGUUCUGAAAAAAGAGGUGCAGUACAACAUAGAAGUACACUUGCUGUAUAAUUGAUAAUUAACUGCUAAUGAAUGUAUAAAUUAAUACUCCCUACUCAUUUGUUUGUAGGUAAGUUGUGUGAAAUGGAUACCUGGAACACAGACUCGAGUUGCUCAAACUGGAGAAGACAAAAUGGUGAGGUAAAGAAUGGCAGAUGGUCUUUUUUAUCUUAUCUGAUGGUGAUAUCAUACACUGGUUGGUGGGAGCAACAUGUCAUGUGAAUAUCCUACCAUCCUUUUUGAGACAAACAGAACAAAUAAACUAUGAGAAAGCAAGCAGCUGUUAAGUAGGUAUCCAAAGAGAAGAUGUUGCAGCCAUUUUAUAUGUGUCUACUUUCAUCACUCUUCCUGUCCCUUGUCUCUCUUUUAUUUGCAUCUUUUUUCAAUUUCUGCACAUACUUUGUGUGCUACUAACUAAAUUCAGCUUACUGAAUUUUCUUAGUUGUAAGAAAGCCUUCCUUGGGGAAUAACCCGGCAACAUUAGACAUGUUUCAAUUUAUUGGUAUCUAGUGUCCCUGCAAGAGUUGUUUACUUUAAUUGUAAUAUGUUGGCACAACAAUCUUUUCUAUAUCAAUAUAUUAUGUAUUUUUUGCAUCAGAAUUUGGGAUACAAGAAACAUGCAACCUUCAUUCACAUUUCCUGCUCAGCAGUAUUUUCAGGUAUUCACUACUUUGGAAAAUAUAAUUUUGACAUGUUGUUUUUCACUCAAUAGCACCUGCUUUUGAUUUUGACUUGUGGUAUAAAACUAAAAAAUUUGUCAAAUGAAAAAAAUCUUUAUCCGUUAAGUAAAAUUUGGAUUAUUAAUGUCAAGUAAAAUACGUCUUUGUGCCUCCUCUGUCAUGUUAAUACCUUCAGAGAUUCCUCCAAGGCUAUAAGUGUCAGAUUGUAGUAAUUAAUUACCAGUAAAUCAUUUUUGUUUUGAAGACCUGCUGUGAUUGUUCAAGAAAUGGGCAGUUUAUUUUGACAUGUAGUAAUGGUUUCAAUGGAAAAGGCUGUGAAGCUACAGUGAGUUAUGUUUUUUAACAUACUUUUUUUUACUAAUUUCUCUUUUCUCCUUCUUCCCAUGUUUGAUGUUCUGAAAAUAUUCAUAUGGUGCUACAAACUGCAUUACAAGUUGAAAGUCGCUUUUGAUAUAUGAUUGGCUUAGUCAGAAAGCAAGAUGAAAUUAACCUUUGUUCUUAUUUGCCAAACAGGCAGAUAAAGGCCAAUGUUGCAUGCUUUGUUCCUACAAAACAACAGCAUUAAGUCUAACUCCUAAGAGUGACUAGCAUCAAAUUUCUCCAUAAAAUAUCACCUAUGAAUCAACAAUCAAGGUUACUAAAGUACCGUAAACAAGCUCUUGAUUGUUAGGUAAAUUCUCCUUGUCAGCACCUUAGGAAAUGUACAUAGAAUGGUGUGGAGAAUAUGCAUACUGGUGUUAGAGUGUAAAGGGUUGAAAUGCAAAAAAAACACACACAAAAAAAAACUAGGCCAUAUCUCAAUGUCUUGACAUCAAACCUUUGUUAAUAAUGCAUCUGUCGCACAGGAAGUCUCACCUUUGCAGGUUGUGCUCUGUAAUGUGAUGCCUGUUGUCAAAUAUCACAUGUUCACCAAAUGCAAUGGGCUUUUUCCUUUUUUAGACUGUAAAUUACAACCUACACUUCAAGUCUCCUUUUGCAGACACCUUUUGUUGAUUAAAACUCUUUGAAGCCAGCCCAGUGAAAUUAUGUUAAAAAUGAAAUUUGCUAACAAGUUUUUUUGAUCAACAGCUCUGGGAUGUGAGGGAACAGAAAAUGAUAUGUAGAUACAUUGGCCAUCAGCAGACUACAUCAGCAUGUGUUUUUCUUCCUCGUCUGGAACAUGUUUGGUCGAAAGAUCUGUAAGUAGUUAGACUCUUUGGUAGCAAUUAUUUAUGCUUGUCACACAAUGCAGUCUCUCUUCAGAAGAAGGAAAAAAUAGCAAAUUGUGUGCCUGGAUAUUUAAGUGACUUCAUGUCAUAUUUAAAAUAGAAUUAAACUUAAUGCUGAUUUUUUGUUGUUUAUUAGAAUUGCUACUGCCUCGCAUGAUUCCACUGUGAAAAUUUGGGAGAGAGACAGCACAGGUAAAACAAGAUGCCAAUGUAUUGUUAAGGGUAGCUUAUUGGAGAGAGUGACCCUUUUAAAAUUGUGGCUUGUAACCCUUCUUAUUUAUUAUAUGAAUCAACAUUACAAAUUUGGCAUUAACUUUUUUUUCUUAAUGUGGUUCCUCUCAGAUCUGCAAGGCAUUUAAACCCAACUAAAUAAAUUUAAAAAAUAAUUACUUUUACCAUAAAUUUAGGACUUUCACUAACUCACGAAGCUCUUUUGAGUAUGUGAAAUAUUGAAGGAAUAAUGGUUAGUGUUGAAAGGAAUUGUUUGUUUUAAAAAUUAACAGAAUGCCUCACAACUCUUGAUUUUUCUGGAGCUGGUCCCCUGACUGAUCUUUGUGUGUGGGAUGAUGGAAGGUGAGAAUUUCAUUGAUUAUUAGUUAUUUAUGAUAGAUUGAUCAAUUAUAUUUCUACAAAGUGUAAUCAAUUUUGCCAUCUUGACUACUUUAAGUUUUGAUCACAAACUAGUCAGAAUGGCCUCAGAAAAAAUUUUAAUAGGUGGGAUAGUGAACAGUUCUAAACAGUAUUUGUCCACUAUUUCACUAACACAAUCUAAACUCUCAGUUCUUAGCAAACUUAUCUUUCAAAUUACGGAUGAAAAAAUUUAUCUUAUAAUCUUAAAAACAUCAACUUAUGUAAAAUGUACACUGAACAAUCUCCCCCCCCCCUUAUAAACAGUAGUUAUUUGACACUCUAGUAAUCCUGUAUUACUUUAAAGGUAACGUAUGGUAAACAAGUGUUAAAACUGAUGUUCCUUGUGCUCUUGACUUACAGUUUAUGUGUUUCUACAACAAACAUGGGCGUGUACCUGUGCAUCAUGGCGUCCCAUGAGGGCAAACCUGAGCUCACCAAGAAAUGCCAGUUUUAGGCUUUUAAAGCCUGCACUAAUUAUUUUUUUCUUCUAGAGACAAAAAGAAGUAAAAUGAAAAUUUUUAAUUCAGAUCUCUGGUAUUUAUUUACUUUUGUAUUAUUUAUAAGUUGGGUUUUUCAACACUCUGUAAUUAGAAAUGCAAGUUGCUUCUGUAAGUAGAAUGUACUAGUUACAUUUCCUUUAGAAUUGAACCAUCUUGAUUGAUAGAUCCAAUAGUUGCAUAAAUUAGACAUCUUACAGAGGUGUGUAUGGUAGAACAAAAGCUUCUUUGAAUAUAAAUGGGCAUAAAGCAUUAAAAAUAACGCAUCUUAAAAGGCUGCAUGAGUGAUAAUUUGUCUUUGAUAGAUCUGAUAGUUGCAUAAAUUAGACAUGUUACAGAGGUGUGUUUGGCAGAACAAAAGCUUCUUUGAAUAUACAUGGGCAUAUAGCAUUAAAAAUAAUUCAUCUUAAAAGGCUGCAUGAAUGAUAAUUUGUCUUUGGCAUUGAUGUUGUCACAUUUGACAAGCCUUGUCAAUAACAAAACCUCAUUUUAAAAUACACAACAUGCCUUGAUCCCCAAGAAUCGAGUUAUGAAGUUUAC
Molecule: messenger RNA, 5852 nt
Organism: Pocillopora meandrina
Lineage: Eukaryota; Metazoa; Cnidaria; Anthozoa; Scleractinia; Pocilloporidae
Source: the annotation of a GenBank genome assembly